AUGAAGAGAGAGGGUAAGCAACAUGGCAUGGUGAGGACAUACCUGAUCCUACCGAAACCGGGCACCCGAUUCGUCACCCAGUUCGAUUCGCCUCCUACAGCUGGACGCUACACAAAGGUUCCCUCCAAACCCACCAAUCAUUCCAAAUUCACCGGUAAAUGCAGCAACUCGCGGUGUACAGGUUGUCGUGUGCAUCCGCUCCCAAAGCCAAGGAGCAAACCCAAAGAGAGUUUCAAGCAUUUUCAGGCCAUGGACCAACCUGGUUUGAAAUUUACCGGGUUGUCCGCGACCGGGACAUUGAACCAUAUUUCUAAUUGGUAUGUGGAUGAUGAUGACUAUGAUGAUGAUGAUGAUGUGGAAGAUGAAAGUGUUGUUGACCAUAUGAAUGAUGCGGAAGAUGAAAGUGUUGUUGACCAUGUGAAUGAUGUGGAAGAUGAGACUGUUGUUGACCAUGUGGAUGAUGUGAAAGAUGAAAGUGUUGUUGAACAAGAUGAUGAUGAUGAGGUGGAAGAUGCCAAAAAUUCAUGCACUCUAGAUGAAAAAGAAGUGGAGUAUCCGUUGCGUGUUGGACAAGUUAAAGAAGAAAAAUAUGAAGAUGAAGAUUGGUGUUUGGUGGAAGUUGAAUGCUGUUCAUGA
Messenger RNA from Vicia faba (fava bean), 636 nucleotides. NCBI's taxonomy places the organism in Eukaryota, Viridiplantae, Streptophyta, Magnoliopsida, Fabales, Fabaceae. The record is from the annotation of a GenBank genome assembly.